Molecule: messenger RNA, 1305 nt
Organism: Pedinophyceae sp. YPF-701
Lineage: Eukaryota; Viridiplantae; Chlorophyta; Pedinophyceae
Source: the annotation of a GenBank genome assembly
AUGGGUGAUGGGCAGUCCUCGUCGCAGGCGAAGACGCGCGAUUUGCAGCCGCGUACGGAGCUGCGCAUCGAGGCCUCAUGGGACCAGACAGCGACGGUGACGCUGCGGGAAGGUACGGCCGAGGUGUUUGGGACAGAGCUCCGUCUCCAGGAGAAAGUGCGGGUGUCCGGAACGAGCAUCGCGAUCUUCACGUGGACAGGGGCCAAGGUGGACGUGCAAGCCGAGGGCGCGCUGGUGUACACGUCGGACGAGACGACCGUCCCGCAGCACCUCGCGUUGCAUGACACGCUGGAAGCCCGCCGCAUUGCGGCGCGCACGGACAGCAGUGCGGGGCCGCGCGUGCUCGUGGUGGGCAACAUGGACGCCGGCAAGUCGACGCUGAUCCGCACGCUCGCGAGCUGGGGCGUGCGGACCGGCUGGCACCCGACCGUGGUGGACCUCGACAUUGGCCAGGGCGCGGUGGGCGUGCCGGGCUCGAUCGGGGCGGUCACGCUCGAGGAGCCCGUCGACAUCGAGGAGGGCGCGCCGUCCGAACCCCCGCUCGCGUUCUAUUUCGGGCACGUCACGCCGUCAGACAACAUGCCGGUCUACAAGGCCCUCGUCGAGCAGCUGGCGGGGGUGCUCGAGCGCCGCGACUCCGCGGACCCGCUCGCGAAGGCCUCCGGAUGGCUCAUCAACACCAUGGGCUGGACCGACGGCGAGGGUUACGACCUCCUCUUGCAAGCCGCAGAGGCGAUGAAGUGCGACGUCGUCGUGGUGAUCGGGCAGGACCGCCUCCACGCGCGCCUCCAGAGCGACCUGAGUGCAAACCAAAAGAAGAAAAACACCCCCCUGGGGGUAGAAGUCGUCAGGGUCCCCCGCAGCGGCGGCGUCGUGGACCGCACGCCCGAGUCCCGCAAAGAGGCCCGCCGGCGGCGCCUCCGCGCCUACUUCUACGGCCGCAACGGCGAGCUCAAGCCCCACACGCAGACGCUGCCAGCCUCCGACCUCCAGGUCUACCGCAUCGGGGGCGGGUUCGUCGCGCCCGCGGCGGCGCUGCCCAUCGGAACGUCGGCGGAGUCCGGGCCGGGCCGGCUGUCGCGCGCCGAGCCCGGGAGGGGUCUUCCAGUGGGGACUGUUCUCGCUGUCAGUCAUGCGAGCAAGGCGGAGGAUAUCCCGCGCAGCAACGUCGCGGGGUUCGUGCACCUGCAGCGCAUCGAGCAGCGGGACGGGCAGACGCACGUGCAGUACCUCGCGCCGCGGCCGGGACUCCUCCCGGGGGAGUUUUUGCUCGCGGGCCACUUCCAGGUCCUGGACCUCGAAUGA